AACACGUGCGCGGCUUUUACAAAAUUGUUAUUAAAAAUGGAAUUAUUCACAGUAAAUCGUUACACCCAAGAGCACAACAAAUCUACUAAAUACAGCGGCGAUGCAAACGAAGAUGAAAUACUGCAAAAACUUUUGCAGAAGGCAGAAAAGCGAAAAAGAAAACACGAAAUCAGUGAGAAAGAAAAACCAUUCGAAACAGUUGAUGCAAUUGAAGAGAAAGAUGAUGCGGAAGAUGCACAGGGUGAAGAUGCAGCAGCAGCAUCACAGUCAGAUAAAGAAGAGAAGCCCAAGGAAACGGAGCCAUCAAAUGAUUUCCAAGUUCUUGGUGCAGAUGCAUCAGCGAAGCGCCCAAAAGUGGAAAUGGUUUUACCCGCUUGGCUGGCGCAUCCCACAAUUAUUGAAGGUGGCAGUCUGUUGUCCACUGAUGCUACAGACGCGGAGACCGAUGAGACAUCCAUCAAACAGCUGGCAUAUCUGGAGAAGCACACGUGCAGUGCGCUUAAGCAAAUGAAGAUCGAGCGUCUGUUUCCCGUUCAACGCGCUGUUAUUCCAUGGAUCCUGGAGGCGCAAUCCAAACCGGCACCGUUUCGACCACGCGACAUUUGCGUCUCGGCACCGACCGGCAGCGGCAAGACUCUAGCCUUUGCCAUACCCAUUGUACAGCUGCUGGCCAAUCGCGUGGAGUGUAAAGUGCGUGCUCUAGUGGUGCUGCCGGUCGCCGAGCUGGCGCUCCAGGUGUACAAGGUGUUCAGUGUGCUGUGCAGCAAGACGGAGCUGGAGGUGUGUCUGCUGUCCAAGCAGCAUCGCCUCGAGGAUGAGCAGGAGAAGCUGCUCGAGCAAUAUAAAGGUGUCUACUACUCCAAAGUGGACAUUGUGGUCACCACGCCAGGGCGCCUUGUGGAUCAUUUGCAUGCCACGGAGGGAUUCUGCUUGAAAUCCCUGCAAUUUCUGGUCAUCGACGAGGCGGAUCGCAUAAUGGAUGCCGUUUUCCAGAAUUGGCUGUAUCACUUGGACUCGCAUGUGCGUACCACAGCGGAUCAGCUACUGACUGGGGUACAGGCACCACUCUGCUACCAAGAACUGCUCAACAGCUAUGGCAAACAGCCACACAAACUACUCUUCUCCGCCACACUCUCACAAGAUCCUGAAAAGCUGCAGAACUUGCGUCUAUUUCAGCCCAAGCUCUUUACCACAGUGUUCACGUUGCCGGUGCUACCGUCUGCCUUGGACAUCGCCGAGCUGCCCGAGCAGAGCAGUCAGUUUAUUGGGAAGUACACAACGCCAACGGAGCUGACGGAGCAAUAUUGCGUGACAGAGUUGCGACUGAAGCCGCUGACGCUGUACACCAUGGUGCAAACGUAUGGCUGGAAGCGUUUCCUGUGCUUCACCAACAGUGCGGACACAGCGGAUCGUCUGGCCUUUGUGCUUAAGCAUCUGUUUCAGGGCUCACCCAUCACAGUGGAGGAGCUCUCCGCGAAUAUGAAGGUGGGUGUGCGUGCCCGUCGUUUGGCGGAUUUUGCAAAGGGCAGCAUUCAUGGGCUGGUCUGUUCGGAUGCACUGGCGCGCGGUAUUGAUGUACCCAAUGUGGACAUUGUACUCUCCUACGAGGCGCCGCGUCAUAUCAAGACUUAUAUUCAUCGUGUGGGCCGAACAGCGCGUGCCGGACAAAAAGGCACAGCAAUAACGCUACUCACCGAGAAGGAUCAGGCGCCAUUCAAGAAAAUGCUCUACGAGGUGGGCAAAUCGAUGGGUGAGGAGCUCACCGUCUCAGCGGACGUUGAAGUAGAGCAUGCGGACAUCUACAAGACUGCGCUGGAGGAGCUGCGCCGUCGCCAAGAGAAACGGAAGAGCGAGAUGAAGGUGGAGAAGAUGCGCAUUACACGUAAGGCGGCUCUACACAAACAGCUGGAGACUGGCGACAAACCACUGACGCUGAUGGAGAAGCUGCAGGUGAAGACGGCAAUCCAACUGCUGCCCGAGGAGAAUGCGCCAAAGGAAAAGAAACAACCCAAGCCAAGACCCACAAAAAUGGCCAAGCCAAAGCGCAAACCAAUCAAAAAGUAAAGGAACCCCUGGUUUUCUUGGGUAAUCACCCAGAACUUAGAAACGUUCAAUCUAUAGCUAUAAUAUAUGUAUAUAUAUAUAUAUAUAUGUAUAGUAAUAUAUUAUGUAUAUAUACACAGUUGAUGAAUUUGUCUUAUCACUGGAAAGGCCAAGUGAUUCCCCUGCGGGUACUUCAUCAAAAACAUAAAAAAUUUACUGCUCUCCCAGCACAUCGAAAUUUGUAUGCUCUUUAAAAAGAUGCUGUGUGUGUUUAUACAACUUUGACCCUUGCUUUAAUGUUAAGAAUUGUUUAAAUAAAAUUC
Drosophila grimshawi is the source of this 2366-nucleotide messenger RNA. It is a transcript of the gene Dbp73D, whose product is annotated as probable ATP-dependent RNA helicase Dbp73D. The record is from RefSeq and is a predicted model, not a curated record. The coding region runs from base 37 to 2064 and encodes 675 amino acids. Gene Ontology annotation, cellular component: nucleus. Gene Ontology annotation, molecular function: ATP binding; nucleic acid binding. The transcript has 3 exons. Lineage: Eukaryota; Metazoa; Arthropoda; Insecta; Diptera; Drosophilidae.